UGGAGAUUUUAUCAACUUGAUUAAUAAAAGAAUUGAAAAGAUUAAUUUGUCAUUUUAUUAAGCAAUAUUAAGGGUGGGCCUAGCAACCCCUGAGAUAAUUACGGCAAUCUUUUGUUUGUAAAAAAAGAAGGUGGUAAUCUUUAUUAGGUUAUUAUCCAUUAAAAUGAGCGUAUAAUUGACGCUGUCGCCGGCAGGAGCUGCAAGCUAAGGCGAAAGAGAACAACCGCCGCAUGCGCCAUGGCCGACGACAGAUCCACCACCAAAGCCGAGCAGGAUCGCAAUAAAGAGGAAUCAGAAAUGGAAUGGGAUCGAGUUUGCGUUAGUAAUUCAAAAGCUUUUCUAGAAACGCCUACGUUGCGCAAAAGUUUCUCAGAAAGGCAUAGCAGCGCAAAGAUAAGUGAUGAAGCAGAGGAAGGCACAAAAGUUAGUGGGACCAUCAGCCCAACAGCCAAAGUAAAAGAUUUGAGGUAUAGAUACAUGCAUUGGAAGAUGGAAAUGGCUCGAAACCUUAACACUAACCAAUGUUAUCUAAUCAAAUUCUACAUACUUACAAGUUAUUAAUUAACUGUGACAUACUACUAUCAACACAUAUAGGAAUUAUAGGGUUUUUGUUGCAACAUGGAAUUUGGGUGGAAAGACUCCCAAUCAUGGACUCAACCUGGAAGAUUUUUUGCAAGUGGAAGACGCCCCCGACAUUUAUGUCCUCGGGUAUGCAUGUGUUUUGUAUGUGUGUUUUGUCUAUGCACACAAUAUACACACACACAUAUUCAGGUCUAGCCGUUCGUGACUGGAGCACCGUCCGGCAUCCGCGUUUUGUGAAUGUUCCUCAUCAAGUCUAGUUUGUACAUAUCAAAUUUCAGAUAAAAAUUCAAUCGGGAAGGCAGUCAAAUGAUUUUUGGAAGAUAACUGCUUUUUAUGUGUACAGUUUUGGCGCAGUUAUCUUCCAAAAAUCAUUUGACUGUCUUCCCAAUUCAAUUUUUAGCUUAAAUUUGGUAUGGAUAAACUACACUUGAUGAGGAACGUACACAAAAAAUUUCAGCAAAAAAUAAUACAGGGAAUCGCCCAAAAACCCGGAGGCCGGACAGCGCUCCGAUCAGGAAUGGCCGGACCUGAAGACAAUAUAUAUUUAAUAGUCCCAAAUAAAACUAAACUAAUCCCUAAAUGCACAAAUAGGACUAUUUAGUUAUCUUCCCAAAAAAGGCUAAAGUAUAUCCUAUCUACCUAUUAUACCCUUACCAUAACAUAAUAGGAUAAUCAUAUUUUAAUUUGUAUUAAACACAAAAAACAAUAAAAAAUAAUUUAACUCAUACAAAAAAUCGUAAAAAUUAUAAAAAAUACUAAAAUAAUUAAAUUAAAAACAUUAUUUUAAAAAAUAAAAAACUCUAAAAAUAAAUAAAAAAAAUAGAUAAAACACUUUAAAAAAUAUUAAAAAAUAUGGAGGGCUCUCCCACAGUUUCAACUACUGCCCAGCCAAGUUACAUCUGAUAGGCUAAAAAAUAUCAUUUUGUUUCAAAACUGCCAUUUUUCUCUGAAAAUGCCAUUAAGAUGAUAUUUUACUCGUUGAAAAUGUCAACGUUUUCCCAAAAACUGCCAUCAAUAUGACAUUUUAGAAAAAUGUUGGCAUUUUUUUUUGUGGUCGGAGCUAGAGGUGUUGGGAGGUUGCUAAGGUGGCAGCAUAAUCCGGCAUAUUUUUUAAAGUUUUUUAUUUUUUUAAUUAAUUUUAUUCAAUAAUUAUUUCGUGUUUUAAUAUUAUUCACAUUUUAUUAUAAAUAAAAUUAUAAUAUUACUUUUAUAUUUUUAUUAUAAAUGAAAUAUGAAUUGUAUUAAAACAAAGCAAGGGUAGUAUUGGAAACUUAGUCCUGUUUAGGGAAUUUUUAAGUUAUGGUCAUAUUUUGGCAAUUAAAGUUUGAUUUAGUCCCUUUUGAGGAAUUAUCCUUGUAUAUACAUACACACACAUGUAUAUAUGUAUAUACAUAGAGUAAUCAUCCGGUCCCUC
This is a messenger RNA of Cuscuta epithymum, 1996 nucleotides long. The record is from the annotation of a GenBank genome assembly. NCBI's taxonomy places the organism in Eukaryota, Viridiplantae, Streptophyta, Magnoliopsida, Solanales, Convolvulaceae.